Molecule: messenger RNA, 1026 nt
Organism: Sphaerodactylus townsendi
Lineage: Eukaryota; Metazoa; Chordata; Lepidosauria; Squamata; Sphaerodactylidae
Product: olfactory receptor 151-like
Biological process (GO): G protein-coupled receptor signaling pathway
Cellular component (GO): membrane
Molecular function (GO): olfactory receptor activity
Source: RefSeq, a predicted model, not a curated record
AUGCAAAUGGCAGUGCAAACGGCAGUGGCUGGAAGGCGCCAUUUCCCCUGCAUCGUCCCUAAAUGCUUUCAUCAUCUCCUGGCUUCCAGCUCAUCGCAGAGGCCAGGGGACACCUCUAUUUUGCGACUCCGACCGUCACUCCAGCCUGCAGGGUUAUUGUCCCCUGACCUCUGCGACUAUGCGAGGAAGCCAGUGGACAGAGUAGCAUUCAGCGACGGUGCAGCCUGUGCAAAGGCUUCACCGCCACCUGCUGCCAUCCCGGGACCAUCCAUGCGAAUGGUCCCGCUUGGAGGACAAACUUCACACAGCCCCAUGUACUUCUUCCUGGCCAACCUCUCUAUGGUAGACAUUGGGUAUACAACAGCCAUUGUCCCCAAGAUGCUGAUGAAUUACCUCUCCCAGGAAAAAUCUAUCUCUCUAUCUGGUUGCUUAUCCCAACUGUUCUUCUUGGAGUGUCAUAGCUGUGAUGACCGAUAUGUUGCCAUUUGCCAUCCUUUGCAUUACAGCGUGUUCAUGAGCUGCAAAGUCUGUGCCUCUUUAGCAGCCACUGCUUGGAUUCUGGGCUUGGCUAAUUCAGGUGUACACACUGGCCUGAUGUCCCGUUUGUCUUUUUGUCAGGACAAUGUCAUCCAUCACUCUUUCUGUGACGUUCCACCUCUCUUGCAGCUUUCUUGCUCCAACACUCAAAUCAAUCAGAUUGUUGUCUUUGCGGUGGGUGGAAAUGUGGUCAUUGGUUCCUUUGUAUUGUUGACGCUAGUGUCUUAUGUCUAUAUAGUGGCAUCCAUCCUCAGGAUCAUUACACAGGAGCGCCUCAAAGCCUUCUCCACCUGUGCUUCUCACCUGACUGUUGUCAACAUAUUUUAUGUCCUGCCAUCUUUACCUACUUUCUCCAGCUCUCCUUCCUCUUCUAAAAGAGAAUCAGGCCCUUUCUGUAUGUAUGGGAUCAUUGCACCUAUGUUUAAUCCAAUAGUAUACAGCUUGAGGAACAGGAUGUUGCUAAAUGCCCUUCAAAAAAGUAAUAGGUAA